AUGGAACAGAACGCUGUAGACGCCCUUCAACCGCUUUUCGAGUACUGUGACGCCGAAUCCUAUCCUUCCGAGUCCAAGGAAAACGCCCCCUCGCGCAUGUACUUCGAUAUUGAGACACGAAUAACGAACCAAGUCGACCCAGUCGAGCUGCGUUCUCAUCUGACUCCUCACACCCUGCACGCCGUUGUCUCCAGCUGCAACCUAGACCAGCUGGUCCCACGCGACCCUCAGAGCCUUCCGAAGCUCAAAAAGGCUUCCAAGACUUGGGCCAUCUCCGACCACGCUUGCGUCUUCCUUCUCGAUGCCGCCAACCACGGUCGCCGCUUCUUCACCUCCCUUCACACGUUGUCCAAUCGUUGUGACGACUGGGAUCAAGCCUACGCAGCCCUCCGCCGCCACGCGCACCACCGUCGAACCGUCGAUAAAGAUAUGCCGGGCGUGAACAAGAAAGCCAAGGGUCUUGUGCUUAAAGACGUUGACUUGGCACUUGAGGAGUUCCCGCUAGUGAAGGAGUCUGCUAUUGAAUCGGCUGCCAGGCGUCGACCCGUUGAGCCGUCGGCGCUGACAGAAUCAAUUGCCGUUUCAUCCUUCCAAGACUCUGGCCAAGCCGACCAUUGCGAGGACGCAGAUAAGUGGUCAACCACGAGCAGCAAUGAUCAGAAAGACAGAGACGGUGCUAGUGGUAAAGGUGACGACGAGGGCGAUGCUUUUGAAGAGAGCAACGUCAUCCAAGCGGACAAUGGUAUUCGACAAGACAUUGGCGCUCAAAACCUUGACAAGACUCAAAACAGCGACAAUACCUACCACGAUGACGAUAACCCACGCAAAGACGACUCAAUUCAAGACGGUGGCCUCGUCUCUCCAUCUACCCCAAAGCCCCCGCAAUGUACAAAGGUCGCUUCCACGUCGCAGUUCAUGACCCCCGCCCUUUUCCUUCACGCCAACGCCGGCUCUCGAUUGCCCCCCUCCAUGAAGUCUCCUGCGUCUUCCCACCACGACAACUAUCGACCUACAUCUGCCUCGCCCUCAGGCCAUGACUCAUUCUACAACACGGUCAUGGACGCCGACACAUCCGCUUUGACGCCCUAUCUGGGACAUAAUAUUCCUACGCCCGAGUCUACGGUGAUACUUUCCAGGCACCAGCUUGAAAUUCAGCCGCUCCCCAUCAAAGCUGCAUUUGAGCCAGCCCCGCAGCAUCCUUUCCAUGCCAAAACAAAAGCUCUCGCAAACGCAAACCUCAACCGCAAGCGCAAGUGGCAGUCCGAGCUCGUGGGGCUGGAAAGCCCGAACAAAAAGCACCAGUCGUUGGCCAUCUCCUUGGAAGACGACGAAGCAUUGCAAGAGAUGACAAGCUCAAUGAUGGAGAGUAUGGCCUGCCUCCAUCCAGGAAUAUGGAUAAACGGCUUUGUCGUGUCGGCCGCUCUUGUCGGGCUUUGCAACCUCCUUCCACGCUCGUCCGUUCUGCUCGAGGUGCCUACGGUGGAGAUGGGCAACGGCAACGCCCUUCCAGCGAAGAAUCUUAUACGCAUCCUGGACAGCGGCCAGUCUGAGGCUGUUAAUUUCCUUGUUCCGUUCAGCAGCGACAAGCAUUGGUCCCUGUCGAUCGUAACCGCCUCAGCUGUAACGCAGCCAACAGUAAAGUUAUACGACUCUCUACCAGACAACGCCGGGGGCCCACAGCACCUAAUGUCCGAGACACGCGGCCGCCUUACCACAGUCAUGGACGCAGCCGGCUCUACUGCCAUGGAAAAGUGGCCUAGAUUGGCCUCGCCCCAGCCUUGGAGCGAAUCGGCUUGGCUCGGCGUGAAACAAGACAACAUGAAUGACUGCGGUGUUGCCGUCAUCUUGCACGCGUUCCAUGCCAUCGCUAAAGUUGGCCUCCCGCAAAACACAGACUGGCUUCUGUGGCGGCGCGUCAUUGCGGCCUUUCUGGCGGUGCCGAGUGACCCAGCCGUACUGCCCGAGUCAGCCGAGAUGAAAGAGUCGGCGGUUUUGAAGGCCAUUCGCGUUGCACACGAUUCUGAGCUUGGUCUAGGACCUACGGGUCACGUCAUGGUGGCUUUUGAUCUACCACAGACCCUAAGGAACAUGGUUGUGCCGAACGACCACACGAGUGCCGGAUCAAUCAGAGCCGACGCCGUAGGGGAAGCUUGCGAAAGCCUCGAGCGGCUGGUGAGCACUAUGCGAUCGAACAAAACUGCGGCAGUUGCAGCAAUGCGGGCGAAGCGGGCUCAAAGCAGAAACACAGUGGGUGAUGUCAAGGCGAUCAUUGCCAACCUUCGCGCGCAUUCGGUCCUGACGCCACUGGACGAGUGUACGCAGAAACAGCGCAGAGAUUUGGACAGGCUUCGAGCAAUGAUCGCAACGUAG
Molecule: messenger RNA, 2370 nt
Organism: Colletotrichum graminicola M1.001
Lineage: Eukaryota; Fungi; Ascomycota; Sordariomycetes; Glomerellales; Glomerellaceae
Exons: 2
Coding region: 1-2370 (789 amino acids)
Source: RefSeq, a predicted model, not a curated record